Molecule: messenger RNA, 3744 nt
Organism: Halichondria panicea
Lineage: Eukaryota; Metazoa; Porifera; Demospongiae; Suberitida; Halichondriidae
Product: cyclin-dependent kinase 11B-like
Exons: 18
Coding region: 132-2963 (943 amino acids)
Biological process (GO): protein phosphorylation; signal transduction
Cellular component (GO): cytoplasm
Molecular function (GO): ATP binding; protein kinase activity
Source: RefSeq, a predicted model, not a curated record
UCAUGUGACUGUGCAUGUGAGAAAUGAACAUUACUAGAUUAUAGUUCUUCUUUUGAGUUGUGCUUAGUCCAUAUAACUAUAUACACUUGCAACCAAAAUUGAUAAUCAAGCUUUCUGAGGACAUCAGCACCAUGCAGAAAACAAUGUAUGACAGUGGAUACCAAGGGGACCGACACACACUACCUCGUCCUGGGAUGGUGACAAGUCUACACGAUACCUCAUCACCAACGUCUCUAGUGCAACUGGCAUCUGCAGACAGAGUGGAAGCUGGAAAUGCCAAUCCAUUGUCUGGUGGAGUACUACGCUGCCCAAAACCUAGAGCUACACAAGAUAAGAGGAGUGAACAAGAACAUUCUGUAUUCAAUAAUGAACUUGUGCAAAAAUUGAAGCGAAGAAAUACAAUUAAUGGUGAAGAGAGUGGCGUUCAACUUAAAAGGAUGCCUGAUAAAGUACAGGAAAACACUAAUACAGUCACUGCAUCGCAAGUAAUGGCUGCUGACAAUAUUACAACACGCCAGCCAACAGGUGCAAAUCCUAAUCGUUCAAGAACUACACGCCGACCGGCACCCCCUAUUCUUCCCAAACCAAGGAAAAGAAACAAUAGUGACCACAUACCAGUACAAGAACUACACGAUGCUCAUCAGGGGCUGGAGGAGUUGUCUCUUACUCAUACAGAACAUCGUCACAGGGAGGGACAGAUGACUAUUCAGGCUGCUGGCAGUGAAACACCAACUGAUGCAAUUCCUAAAACGUCAGCUGUACAUAGACCACCCAUCACCCCCCCUCCCAAGAAGAGAAAUUCAGUGAAAAUUAAAGACCAAACAGCAAAAGAUGCUCAGGUGUCCCUUACUGACACAGAACAUCUUCUUCACGAUGAAGGACAAAUGACCAUUCAGGAUGUUUGCAGUCCUAAAAUGGAGACGCCACAACUGCAGCAAAGUACUGUUUGUUCAGCUAUAUACAAACCAGCCAUCAGACCCAGACCAAGAAGGUCCAUCAGUUGUGACAGUGAGUCUGACAAGAAAGGGGAGAACAACAAGGAGCGUUCUAAAUCAUUGCUGCUCUGUGGUAAUAAAGAGGUGGAGCGUCAACCAUCGUAUGGGCCGGAGUAUUCCGAAAUACAAUCAACAACACAGCCGUAUGCGAAUAUUUUCUCACUUCAGAAAAUUGUAACCAUGACCACCCAGGCUGAACAAGCUAAUUUAUGUCAUAACUCAACAUUUCCACAAGAAAGUUUGUACAAAGCUACCAGGCAAGCGAUCACUGAUGCUGGAAAUGACGAGUCUACUACAACAGGAAGACAAGCAAACCAGGCCAGUAGUGAACUACAAUUUGUCGGUCAUAAACAAGACUUCAGUGAAGCUACCAAACAACCGAUCAACGCUAAAAAGGACCGGUCCACUGCAGCAGGGACCCGAGCAAACCAGUUUGAUGUAACUGUCAAACAACUUGCACCACUUCAGAAAGAGAGAGAGAGAGAAGCUGCACAUCAACAGGAACUGGAAGAAAUGAAACAACUGUACAUGAACAAGAGAAUAAUCCUUGAAGACAAGUACAAAGGGAUGAUUGAUGAGUUUAAGGAAUGGCAUGAAGAGAGAAUGAGUGAUUUGAAGAAAACUCACCAGAAUGAGCACAAUGAACUAAGGAGACAAUUGACUGACGAGUUUCAUACUACAUUAGCUGUCCAAUCAGCUGAACUAGAUGCAACUCACGCCGAAAAUGCACGUCUACUUACAACAGCUGAUCAGACCCUGUUGGAUCAUCAGAAACAAUUAGUAGAGUUACAGCAAGAGUUGGCUCCCAAAGUCAAACAGUAUGAAGCUGACAUACAACAGUUGAUCACAGAUAAUGAGGCUAACCUUCAACGUCAGAAAGAUGAAACAAAAGCGGCCACAGCGUGUCUGCUUACAGCACUUGAUCAGGCUAAGAUGAUGGAUCACCGGAAACAGCUAUUAGAGCUGCAGCAGGAAAAAGAGGAAAAAGAAGAGUUGGCUCACAAAAUCAAGCAGUAUGAAGCUUACAUACAACAGCUGUUGGCAGAUAACGAGGAUAACCUUCAACGACAGAAAGAUGAAAACCAAUGGGCAAUUCAACAAUUAGAGGCUAGCCUUGAAAAUUAUCAAAAUGAAAACCACAAGCUUUCUGCUAUUAAUCAAGAGCUAGAGGUUAGCCUUCAGCAAUGUCGUGAACACACCCAACAGUUGGAGGAUAAGUUGCACAACCAGGAUGAAUUGUCUCCCUACGUCCUUCCUCAAAGUCCAGACCUUAGAGAAUGUGAGGGGGUGGGGUCAUACGGAUCUGUUCAUCGUAUCCAACUGAAUGGGAUUAGCUGCAUUGCCAAACGUAUUCACGACAUUUUGCUUGGUCAAGGGAGAGAAGAAGGAGUAAAUUUAGAAGACAAACGAGCAGCUUAUAUCAAGUUUUAUUGCGAGUGUGUGUUACUGAGUCGAUUGCGCCACCCCAACAUUGUCCAGUUCAUGGGUGUGUACUACGGGCCACAGAGAGAUUACGGGAGAGAGCUCACAUUAGUAAUGGAGCGCCUGUACAUGAAUCUCGAGGGCUGCCUAAAGCAAUAUCGAAACAUUGCAAUGUGGUUAAAAGUAUCUAUUCUUCUAGACAUUACCCAAGGCUUACUCCAUCUUCAUUCUCAGGGUAUUGUUCACCGUGAUCUGACAGCUCCCAACAUUCUCCUCACAACGAGCUUUCACGCUAAGAUUGCUGACCUUGGCGUCUCAAAAAUCAUUAAUGUCCACCCUCUGGCUGCCUCCAAACAGUCGAUGAUUCCCGGUACUCUUGGGUAUAUGCCUCCUGAGGCACUGGCUGAAAUCCCCGUGUAUGGCUAUGCUUUGGACAUCUUCUCUUUUGGUGUGCUAACCUUGUUUGUCCUUCUUCAAGUGUAUCCUCAGUACUAUGACAAUCUUGUAACCCCCGAAGGAUUGACUCUCAAAGAAUCUCAUAUUUAAAAACGUUCAAAAUGGAUCGGCAUGUUGUCAUUCGAUAAUCCGUUUCUUCCACUAAUCCGUCAAUGUCUUCAAGAUGUGCCUGCACGAAGACCAACCACUAUUAAUCUUAAUUCCGAACUGAUUCGAAUUGCUGAGACGUACCCUAAGCCUUACCAAGAUAUUAUCGAUAUGCUAUCACAUUAAUGGCCCAACCACAGCAUGGUUUUUCCGACUACUCUUCAUAGCUCUCUCUCUCUCUGUCUGUUAUGCAGGGCACACUCAGACAGCUACCCCAGGACUAGUGCUGCCAGUAGAGAGAACCACUGGACUGGGUUGUAUACCAGAGGGCAGGACUGUCAGCUAUGAGUGCACUGCUACUGAUCCAGUAGAUCCUCCUGUGGCUAGUACGGUUUGGCAGGGAACUGCCCUCAACUGUCCUUCAGCAAGUGAUACAAUAAACAAUCGGAUCACUCUAUCUCAUAAUCAAUUUCAGUCUGGAGGCACUGCUGGUGUUUGUGGUGGCUUGUCUGCAAUGAGUACUGGAUUUAGUAGAAAUGAAUACACCUCAAGAUUGAUUCUAACAGCCUCUAAUGAGUUGAAUGGAAUGACUGUUAUGUGUAGUUUGAGUAUUUUUAUAGUUGGAAAUGACACCGUAAUAGUUGGAGCUUCUUCCCUUCCUCCUCUAAGUGUCAUGGUUGACGUCACUUCUUCUUUGUCCUUCACAUUCAGUUGGAUUCCACCAUCUGAUACCAGCAAUGUGGGAGGAUACCUGUUUAACGUGACUGGAGAGGAUUGUGGUUGU